CGGCGGAGGAGAAAGGGUGGGGAACCGCGAAGCAGGAGCGACGAUGGGGAAGCCCAAGAACAAGCGGCGGCGCGACGACUCCGGCUCCGAUGAAGACGAUACCUUCUACUACCGGUACCCCUCAGCUCCACCUCCUCCUCAGAAGUCGACCUCCAACCCCGCCGCCGCUCACGGCCGGAGGAACCCGAGCUCCGGCGGCGGCGGCGGCGGCGGCUCCUCAUCCGGCGGCCUCGUCCCCUCCAAGUCGACCCUCUACGUCUCCAACCUCGACUUCUCCCUCACCAAUUCCGACCUCCACACCCUCUUCUCCACCUUCGGCAAGAUCGCCCGCGUCACCAUCCUCAAGGACCGCGCCACCCGCCGCAGCCGCGGCGUCGCCUUCGUCCAGUUCGUCUCCCAGCCCGACGCCCAGAGGGCCGCCGCCGAGAUGCACGGCAAGAUCCUCAACGGCCGCAAGGUCGCCGCGUCGAUCGCGAUCGACAACGGCCGGGCGCCGGAGUUCAUCAAGAAGAGGGUUUACAAGGACAAGAGCAAGUGCUACGAGUGCGGGGAGGACGGGCACCUGUCGUACGAGUGCCCGAAGAAUAUCUUGGGGCCGAGAGAGAGGCCCGCCCCGAAGAAGGGGAGGAGGGGCGGCGGAGGAAGGGAAGAGUGGGGCGGCGCCGGUGCCGGCGGCGGCGGCGGCGGCGGCGGCGGCGGCGGCCACGGUGGUGGUGGAGAUGAUGAAGGGGAGGUAUUUGAGGAGGAGAAUUGGGCCUCGGUGGUGGACGACGGCGCGGACGAGAGAUUGUUGAGAAGGGAGAGAGAGGAGAGAGAGAGAGUGAAGGAGAGGAGGGAGAAAAAGGUGAGCUAUUUCAGUGACGAGAGUGAUGAGGAGGAUGAGUGAAUUUGCAGAGAGCGAGGCCUUGACUUUGCUUGGAUUUUGUAGAAGUCAACCUUCUUGGAGGGGUCUUUCCUGAAAAUAGUCUGAUUAAGCAAUCUUGGAUAUUGGCUGAUGUGGCUGGGUGGAAAAGGGAAUUUGCUACGGAAAGGAUGCUUGUGCAGGACAUUUGGGAGACAAAAUACGCUGUGUCCUUUAUAAUUGGAAAAAGAGGAAAGCCUGGUUCCUUUCCAUAUGUAGACUAUCAAUUGUGGUUUUCAAUCGUUAACUUUAGCGCACAGAUGAUGAUGUAGAAUGACAAGGAAUUUUUUGUAAGUUAUUGUCAACCAUCUGGAUUUGAACACAUUGUGAUUACAAAGCAAUCUGCCAGAUGAUGUGAGGCAAGAAAAGGAUUGAAAUCUUCAAAGUCAAGAGCACUUGAGACAGACUACAUGUUGGCUUUAGACUUCUUAUGACUAGUGAGAAAAGCAAGUUCCGCUGUC
Eucalyptus grandis is the source of this 1362-nucleotide messenger RNA. Its product is annotated as U11/U12 small nuclear ribonucleoprotein 31 kDa protein. Gene Ontology annotation, cellular component: U12-type spliceosomal complex. The record is from RefSeq and is a predicted model, not a curated record. Bases 44 to 886 code for a protein of 280 amino acids. The transcript is spliced from 2 exons. Gene Ontology annotation, biological process: mRNA splicing, via spliceosome. Lineage: Eukaryota; Viridiplantae; Streptophyta; Magnoliopsida; Myrtales; Myrtaceae. Gene Ontology annotation, molecular function: RNA binding; zinc ion binding.